Molecule: messenger RNA, 480 nt
Organism: Paracoccidioides brasiliensis Pb18
Exons: 2
Coding region: 1-480 (159 amino acids)
Source: RefSeq, a predicted model, not a curated record
AUGGUCGUUCAAGGUCCAGCUGGGCCCGGUAAUUACAACACUGCCGGCAAACGCAGACAAAAUAUAGCUGUUGGCAGCACGCGGUCAAUUUGCGGAGAUGGCUCGGGAGUUGAAUUCCAGCUGGUUGGGAGCAUAGGAAAACAGGCUGCGUUCAGAACCCUGGUAAUCGAUACCGUGCCCUUGCGGUGCGCCCUUGCUGAGCCCUUGCUGAGCCAUGAUGUCAAAUCUACCUGCAGGUACCUUGGAGUGACUCUCUUCCGCAAUCCCCGCGUUCGCUACCGCCUCAACACAGUUAAUAAUCAAUCGACUGCAUCUUCUCUAUCAACCUCAACCUCAACCUCAACCUCAACCUCAUCCUCAUCCUCAUCUCCAUUACUCGGUCUUAACCCUCUUCCCCCGUCCUCCUCCCUCUCCCUCCUCUCCCUAUUCCACCAUCUCAACCCAGAUCAUCCUCGCAUCUGCCCCAUUCCGCCCCGCUGA